Haemonchus placei is the source of this 462-nucleotide messenger RNA. The record is from the annotation of a GenBank genome assembly. Lineage: Eukaryota; Metazoa; Nematoda; Chromadorea; Rhabditida; Trichostrongylidae.
GAGAGGAAAUUUCCGAAGUUGUCGAACCAGCAGAAAGUACGCUCGCAAAGCCACAAGCUUCUGAAGAGUUCAGAGCCCUCGAGGUUUAGACUGAGGAGAGGCAUGGUAUUCUGCUUGUCGGACAAAGUUCUAAUCUGCUCGUUUCAGAGUAAAUGUGAAGAGUGGGAGUUGUGCUAUCGUGAUAGUGAUUGUCAUGGUGGUAAAUGCCUCGGUAUAUUUGUGGGCACCUGUAAUUGCAAUGCUUGUCUCGAUCUUUGGCUGUGUGAGAGCGAUGCCGCAUGUGGUGGCUUGAAAGGAGCCUGUAAUCAGACGACAAGGACGUGUGAUUGCUUAGCGGUAACUGGCUUUCCAUUCUACGUGGACGCUCUUCAUGGCCUUUGCAACCAGAAAACUUGUACCUAUAAGGAUCAUGAUGAGAGAUGCUUUGGAUUACCAUGUCAUUUCGGCAAAUGUCAAUGUUAA